Toxoplasma gondii ME49 is the source of this 1245-nucleotide messenger RNA. RefSeq lists its product as hypothetical. Lineage: Eukaryota; Apicomplexa; Conoidasida; Eucoccidiorida; Sarcocystidae. The record is from RefSeq and is a predicted model, not a curated record. Bases 1 to 1245 code for a protein of 414 amino acids. The transcript is spliced from 2 exons.
AUGCUGAAGCCAGCACGCGAUCCAGAAGGUGCUCGCGGGGUUGGUUCCUCGUCAGUUUCAGUGUCACAGGCUUCAAGUGUUGUAGGGACACAGGCACGGUGGCUUGCCGAAGGCAGCCCUGGUGAGGAGCCUGAUCCUGUCCGUGAAUUGCUCGAUCUUGAAGAGGAGCUCCAGGACCUUCUUGCAUUGAGACACAGGGAGCGGCAAUGCUUUCGGCAAUGCGUGAGGCAGUGGGGUUCCGCUGAAUCCUUCGUUCGCCACUGCACUAGGCAAAGAAGCACAGCGGCGACAGACCCAGAAACGUUGAAACAGAUGUUUGAACAAAAGCGUGAAGAGAAGGAAGCGGCUUGCAACGUCUGGGCGGCAUUGCUAGAUGCCCUAUAUGAGAAAAUUGAGGCCGUGAACCAAAAGCGGAAGAAAACGCAAAAGCAACUCACACAGGGGCAGCUCGAACAGUAUCGUGCCACAAAGGCUGCGCGCGAUAGAGCUGAAGGCGGCAGGGUAAGUUCGCGUUCCUCGUCGGGUGAAGCAGCGGAUCCUGCGAGCACGAGCCAACCACCUGGUGGUGCGGAAGGAACGCCAGAUGACGGUGGGUCCGUGGAGACCUUGGAUAGGGAAUUAGCUCGAGUAAGGCGGCAACUGGCACUGACGGUAGAAAACGAGAGAAGCUGUCUCAAAAAGCUGAGGACGCAUCUGGAGCAUUCUGCACCACUUCCAAUGAAGGGAAUGCCUUCACCUGAACGAGAGCGCUCCAGUGCCGCCCGACGCAAGUGGAUGGCCCGACGCCUCCAACUCGAACAAGACGCCGAACUGGUGCACGAAAACAUCGUUAAACUCCGUGAACGGCUGGGGGGACUUAAACAACGAAAGAAUGCAUUCGUGAAAGUGCGCGGAUUCCCUGCAGGCACUAGAGGCUGUGCAAAUGCCGCUCUCCGUUUCUCCGCCUAUGACAUUACCGUCGAUGAACGUGCGGCGGCUACACCGUGGUUUCAACGCCCUAAUUUCUUGAGCUUGAGCCACCGCUCGAGUGGCGCUCCUCCUGCUCCAGCUGCACGACCGCCUCGUGGACCCCGACAUAAUGUGUUUCCUGCUCGGAGCCAACACGUAUCGCGUGCAAGUCGGAAGCCAGGUAAUAAAAGUUGUCACCCUCGUGCAGCUGAAGGCAGCGGUGAGAAACGUGCCGAAUCCAAAGCAAGCAAGCACGAGUACGUCCGGACUUGCAGGACCAUCAGAGUUCCAAAAUGA